Messenger RNA from Triticum dicoccoides, 1892 nucleotides. Its product is annotated as IAA-amino acid hydrolase ILR1-like 2. The transcript is spliced from 4 exons. Gene Ontology annotation, molecular function: IAA-Ala conjugate hydrolase activity. Gene Ontology annotation, biological process: auxin metabolic process. The coding region runs from base 94 to 1734 and encodes 546 amino acids. Gene Ontology annotation, cellular component: endoplasmic reticulum. Lineage: Eukaryota; Viridiplantae; Streptophyta; Magnoliopsida; Poales; Poaceae. The record is from RefSeq and is a predicted model, not a curated record.
CGAGUCCACGACCGACGACGGCCGGCCGUGGCCGAGCUCGCACGAACGAUCUCGUCGUCAUUUCGUCAAGCUCCCGAGCCUCCGAGGACGCCCAUGGUGGAUGCCGAUGCUCCGUCCAUCCAUGGCUUCCCUCACACAUGUGUCGAUUUCGCCGCCGCGGCGCGCCGGCACGUCGCCCUCAGGCACGUUUGCCCCGUGCGCAAGAUAGGCACGCACAACUACCGUCCGCUUCACGGCAGCACCCGGCGAAGAAAGGAAGAAAGAAACAGGGCCAUACAAAAACGAUAUACGUCGCGGUCGCGCACGCGUAUAUAUGCGCACCACACGCGCGCUCGGCUCGCGCACGCGCGGCCUCCACACCCACCCGCAACGCAAGCCGCCGGCCUCGGCUUUGUUCGUCCUCGACCGAUCGCCACGCCGCGCCGCCGUCCGAUGGGCGUCCACGCGCGCGCCGUGCUGCUGGCCGUAGUCGCCGCGCUGUGGUGCCGUGCCUCGGGCUCGGAGGCGGGCGGCGCCGACGUGCUGAGUCGGGCGAAGCGGCCCGAGUUCGCGGCGUGGAUGGCCGGCGUGAGGAGGGCCAUCCACGAGCGGCCCGAGUUGGCGUUCGAGGAGCACGAGACGAGCAGGCUGGUGAGGAGGGAGCUGGACGGCAUGGGCGUGCGGUACGAGCACCCGGUCGCCGGCACCGGCGUCGUGGCGGCCGUUGGCACCGGGCGCCCGCCCUUCGUCGCGCUGCGCGCCGACAUGGACGCGCUCCCGCUGCAGGAGGAAGUGGAGUGGGAGCACCGGAGCAAGGUGGGCGGGAAGAUGCACGCCUGCGGCCACGACGCGCACACGGCGAUGCUGCUGGGCGCCGCCAGGAUCCUCCACGAGCACCGCAACGACCUGCAGGGGACGGUGAUCCUUCUUUUCCAGCCGGGAGAGGAGGUGGGAACCGGGGCCAAGAAGAUGGUGGAGGCUGGCGUCGUGAACAACGUCGAGGCCAUCUUCGGGUUCCACGUCACCGUGAUCCUCCCCACCGGCGUGGUUGGGUCGAGGGCCGGCCCGCUGCUAGCCGGCUGCGGCUUCUUCGAAGCGGUGAUCACCGGGAAGGGCGGCCACGCCGCCAUCCCCCAGAGCAGCGUGGACCCCGUCGUGGCCGCCUCCAGCGUCGUCCUCGCCCUCCAGAACCUCGUCUCCCGGGAGGCCGAUCCCCUGGACUCCCAGGUCGUGACGGUGACGAGGUUCCGGGGAGGCGGCGCGUUCAACGUGAUCCCGGACUCCGUCACGAUCGGCGGCACUUUCCGGUGCUUCUCCAACGACGGGUUCAUGCGGCUGAAGCGGCGGAUCGAGGAGGUGAUCGUGGCGCAGUCGGCAGUGCACCGGUGCGCGGCGGCGGUGGACUUCCACGCCGGCGGGCGGCCCCUGCUGGCCCCGACCAUCAACAGCGCCGGGCUGCACGCGCACUUCGAGGCCGUCGCCACGGAGAUGCUCGGCGCCGGCGGCGUCCGGGGCGCCAUGGAGCCGUGCAUGGGGAGCGAGGACUUCGCGGCCUUCUCCGAGGCCGUGCCGGGCUCCCACUUCUACUUCGUCGGGAUACGGAACGAGGCGGCCGGGUCGGUGCACGACGCGCACUCGCCGCACUUCCUCGUCGACGAAGGCGCGCUCCCGUACGGCGCGGCGAUGCACGCCAGCCUCGCCAUGACGUACCUGCAGCGCCGGCACGGGCGCGUGGACUCGCACGAGGAGCUGUAGCCGCGCGCUGCUGCCUGCUGGAUGCGGCAUGCGACGAGUUGCGAUGCGGCCUCGGCCGGGCAAGGGCUGCGCGCGCGCGCGCGCUCUGCGGCUCGAAGAACCCAAGUUGCCGCGGCGAUUAUCACCGUCGAGUACUCUCGUCGGGAGUCUGUUGGGAU